UGUUAAUGUGGUGGAGGAGCAAGACUGGCUAGCAGGAAUGUUUGACUAUCUUCGCUACCACUACUAAAUAACACUGAAUAAUGGGCCAGAACAGAAAGAAAGGGCCACCCCUCUCCAAAGAGGAGCUGCGCAUGCUCACUGUGGGAGAAAUAGUGCAAGAGUUAAUAAAAGCACAAAAGGAGCAGCGUGAUGUGAAUCUCAACAAGUUGAAGACACGUAUUUCAUCCAAAUAUGGGCUUCAAUCAUCACCAAGACUUGUGGAUAUUAUAGCUGCAGUACCGCAACAACAUAAGAAGGUCCUCCUCCCCAAACUCCGGGCAAAACCUGUCCGCACUGCUUCUGGGAUUGCAGUUGUAGCUGUUAUGUGCAAACCUCAUCGAUGCCCCCACAUCAAUAUGACCGGCAACAUAUGUGUCUACUGUCCAGGUGGACCAGAUUCUGACUUUGAAUAUUCGACACAGAGCUACACUGGGUAUGAACCCACAUCUAUGAGAGCUAUACGGGCAAGAUACAACCCAUACCUGCAAACUAGACACAGAGUGGAACAGCUCCAGCAGCUGGGUCACAGUUUUUACAAAGGGGAAUUUUUUUGGAGGGUUGAGGGCUUUUUAGGUAUUACAAUUGAAACACGUCCGGACUACUGUUUAAAGCGCCACCUCUCAGACAUGCUUAAGUAUGGUUGCACAAGACUAGAAAUUGGUGUUCAGUCUGUAUAUGAAGAUGUAGCUAGGGAUACUAAUAGAGGGCACACAGUGAGAGCAGUGAGUGAGAGUUUUCACUAUUCAAAAGAUGCUGGAUUUAAAGUGGUUUCUCACAUGAUGCCUGACCUGCCCAAUGUUGACUAUGAGAGAGAUUGUGAGCAGUUUAUUGAAUUUUUUGAAAACCCAGCUUUCAGACCAGAUGGUCUGAAAAUCUACCCAACCUUGGUUAUUCGUGGCACAGGUCUGUAUGAGCUGUGGAAGACUGGACGCUAUAAGAGCUACCCUCCAAAUACCCUGGUUGACUUAGUAGCUACAAUACUCUCACUUGUACCUCCUUGGGUUCGUGUAUAUAGAGUACAAAGGGACAUCCCCAUGCCUUUGGUGAGUUCUGGUGUCGAGCAUGGAAACCUAAGAGAGCUUGCUCUAGCUCGAAUGAAAGAUUUAGGUACAGAGUGCCGAGAUGUUCGCACUCGUGAAGUUGGUAUCCAAGAAAUCCAUCACAAAGUUCGUCCAUAUGAGGUGGAAUUGAUCAGACGUGAUUAUGUAGCAAAUGGUGGCUGGGAAACCUUCCUUUCAUAUGAAGACCCAGAGCAAGACAUCUUAGUUGGACUACUCCGCUUAAGGAAGUGCUCAGAUCAAACUUUCAGGCCUGAGUUGGUGAACGGAGUGUCAAUAGUACGUGAGCUACAUGUGUAUGGUUCAGUAGUUCCAGUGAGUUCUCGUGACCCAACCAAGUUUCAGCAUCAAGGCUUUGGCAUGUUGUUAAUGGAAGAAGCUGAGAGGAUUGCUAAGGAAGAACAUGGAUCUCACAAGAUUUCUGUAAUCUCAGGCAUUGGUACUCGCAACUAUUAUCGAAAACUUGGUUAUGAACUUGAAGGGCCAUAUAUGUCUAAAUUCCUUGUCUACUAAUAUGAAAAAUGUUGCAUCAUUACUAUUACCUCCACUGGUUGAAUUACAUUUGUAUAAAUAUAUAACUGGUAUAUACAAGUUUUUUGUAAUGUUUUUCUUGGAUAACUGUGGCAGUAAAUAAUAAAAUAUAACCACAGUAGUGCUGUACUGAUACAUAGCAUUGCAGUGCUGCAGAUGUUUCAUUAUUUCCAGCUGCUACAUGUUCCAUAAUGUUGUGUUUAUAUUAUUUUUAUUGCACUGCUUACCCUUGAGGCUAACAAAAUCAUAAAGCAUAUUGAUAUUUGAACUUUCCAAUGAAGUUUGUUAAAUAAUGAUCUAAGAGUUUGAAAGUGCAAAACCUAUAACUGCCUAUACAGCAGCUUAAAUAUGAAAUAUCAAAGUUGUAAUACCACCUUAAAAAAAUCUGCACUUUAAACGUGCUUUUGGAACACUGUCUUAUUACUGUAGCACAAUUUAUAUCAAUCAUCCAAGUACAGUGGACCCUCAGCUAACAAUAUUAAUCCGUUCCUGAAAGCUCAUCAUAUGCUGAAAUUAUUGUUAGCUGAAUUAAUUUUCCCCAUAAGAAAUAAUGGAAAUCAAAUUAAUCUGUGCAAGACACCCCAAAGUAUGAAAAAAAAAAAUUUACAUGAAAUAUUAAUUUUAAUACACACAAACUGACACUUACCUUUAUUGAAGAUCUGGUGAUGAUUGAUGGGAUGGGAGGAGGGAAGAGUGUGGAAGUUGUUAAUGUUUAGAAGGGGAAUCCCCUUCCAUUAGGACUUGAGGUAGCAAGUCCUUUUCCGGGGUUACUUCCCUUCUUUUAAUGCCACUAGGACCAGCUUGAGUCACUGGACCUCUGUCGCACAACAUAUCUGUCGAUAGAGGCCCCUCAAGGAAGGUUCCUUGAUGCUGGUGAGGGGCUCUUGAUCUAGGGAACUGGAUCUGUGCUCCAGUUCCCUGAAUUAAGCCUGAAUACCUUCCAUCCCUCCCCCAAGCACUGUAUAAUCCUAUGGGUUUAAUGCUUCUCCCUUGAUUAUGAUAAUAAUAAUGUCCAUAGAGGCCUGUACCUCCCAUUCCUUUAUGAUUUAUCUAAAGUGGUUCACAGCAUUGUCAUUGUAAUAGUCACCAGCAUGGCUUGCAAUAGCUGUGUGAGGGUGAUUUUCAUCUAUAAAGGUUUGCACUUCAAGCCACUUUGCACACAUUUCCUUAAUCUUUGAAGUAGGCAACUUCUUCAAUUUCUCUCUCCCCUCCUCCGAAGCAGUUUCCUCAGGUCUGGUCUCUUGCUGUUGAAGAUGAUCUUGCAGCUCAUCAGUGGUUAGUUCUUCAUUGUCCUCCUCCACCAACUCUUCCACAUCCUCCCCACUAACCUCCAACCCCAAGGACUUCCCCAAUGCCACAAUUGAUUCCACAACUGGCAUACACUUCUCAGGGUUAGCCUCAAAUCCUUCAAAAUCCCUUUUGUCUACACAUUCUGGCCACAGCUUCUUCCAAGCAGAGUUCAAGGUCCUCUUAGUCACUCCCUCCCAAGCCUUACCUAUAAGGUUUACACAAUUGAGGAUGCUAAAGUGAUCUCUCCAAAACUCUCAGAGUCAAUCGAGUGUUUGUGGUCACUACAAAGCACUUUUGAAACAUAGCUUUUCUGUAGAGUUUUUUGAAGUUUGAAAUGACCUGCUGGUCCAUGGGCUGCAGGAGAGUAGUAGUAUUAGCAGGCAAAAACUUGACCUUAAUGAAGCUCAUGUCCCCAGAAAAUCACUGCCAAGUCUGAAGGAUGACCAGGAGCAUUGUCUAAUACCAGGAGGCACUUAAGGUCCAAUUUAUUUUCCAGGAGGUAAUUUUUCACAGUGGGGGCAAAUGCAUGGUGUAACCAGUCGUAGAAAAGGUCUCUAGUGACCCAUGCCUUACUGUUUGCCUUCCACAUCACACACAAAUUAGCCUUGAGGACAUUCUUUCUCCUGAACACUCUGGGAGUUUCAGAGUGAUACACCAAUAAAGGCUUCACUUUGCAGUCACCACUAGCAUUAGCACACAUCAAGAGAGUAAGCCUGUCUUUCAUAGGCUUAUGUCCUGGGAGUGCCUUUUCCUCCUGUGUAAUGUAGGUCCUGUUUGGCAUUUUCUUCCAAAACAGGCCUGUUUUGUCGCACUUAAACACUUGUUCAGGUUUCAAGUCUUCACUGUCUAUGUAAUCCUUGAAUUCCUUCGCAUAUUUUUCAGCUGCUUUUUGGUCCGAACUUGCAGCCUCGCCAUGCCUUAUCACACUAUGUAUGCCACUACGAUUCUUAAAUCUCUCAAACCAACCUUUGCUGGCCUUAAAUUCACUCACAUCACCACUAGUUGCAGGCAUUUUUCUAAUUAAAUCCUCAUGCAACUUCCUAGCCUUUUCACAUAUGAUCGCUUGAGAGAUGCUAUCUCCUGCUAUCUGUUUUUCGUUUAUCCACACCAAUAACAGUCUCUCAACAUCUUCUAUCACUUGCGAUCUCUUAUUCGAAAACAAAGUUGCACCUUUUGCAAGAACAGCUUCCUUGAUUGUCAUUUUCUUGGCCACAAUAGUAGCGAUGGUUGAUUGGGGUUUGGUAUACAACCUGGCCAGCUCAGACACACACACUCCACUUUCGUACUUAGCAAUUAUCUCUUUCUUCAUAUCCAUAGUAAUUCUCACCCUUUUUCCUGCAGGGUUGACACUAAAAGCUUUCUUGGGGCCCAUGGCGACUUAUUUUGCAGGUACAAUCACUAAAAACGCCGUGAUAAUAUGAAAUGUUCCGAUUGCGUGGAUGCGACUGCACUAGCUGGCUUGUAAACACUGGCACCCACGGGACAACUGAGGCAUGCUCAGGCCACACGUGGACGAGUCUCGAAUGAAUCACGUAGGGCGAGUUUUUUAGCAUUAGCUGAGGCAAAAUUUUUGCGUUAAAAUGUAUCGGAUGCUGGAUUUAACGUAAGGUGAUGCCAUCGUUAGCUGAGGGUCCACUGUAUAGUUGUAACACAGGCAGAAUUUUAAUUUGACUCUACACCUACCAUCCGAUUUAUGACCUGCUCGACUUAUGACCGUGUUUUUUAUGCCAAAUUUCUGGGAAAUAAACAACUAUUUAUGUUGUACACAGUGUUUAUCAUAAACCUUACAGUAUAAAAUACAGUGCUAACAACAUAAAAAGUAAAGUAAAACAUGAAAUACCAAAAUAAAACAAUAAAAUAAAGUCAUUACAAAAAUGUUUUGUUGAUAUUCAGUAGUAAUGUUCAACUUACGACCAUUUCGACUUACGACCGGUUUCUCGGAACCGAACUCGGUCGUAAGUCGGAUGGUAGGUGUAUUAUCAAACCUUCACACAGUGUUAAUGUCAAGUGAAACAUUAAUGAAAGUCAUUAUAGUUUGUCAUGUUUUUAGUUUGCCCCUGAACAAGUGUAUAAUGAUGGACAGGGAGGUGACAUUAUAUCAUUCAUAGCUUGAUCUUCAAGGAAACACCAAAUUUUAUAACAUUUUAUUUUAGUAAAUAAAUGUUAAUACAUACA
This is a messenger RNA of Cherax quadricarinatus, 5093 nucleotides long. The record is from RefSeq and is a predicted model, not a curated record. Lineage: Eukaryota; Metazoa; Arthropoda; Malacostraca; Decapoda; Parastacidae.